Fomitopsis serialis is the source of this 561-nucleotide messenger RNA. RefSeq lists its product as uncharacterized. NCBI's taxonomy places the organism in Eukaryota, Fungi, Basidiomycota, Agaricomycetes, Polyporales, Fomitopsidaceae. Bases 154 to 312 code for a protein of 52 amino acids. The transcript has 4 exons. The record is from RefSeq and is a predicted model, not a curated record.
CCCGCGGCGGCCCAUACACGGCCUGGUCAGCAAAGCCUUCAAGAUCCGUCACCUCAUUGCCGAGGCUAUGAAAAGCGUAGUCUCCGUAGCAGACCUAAAAAGCCGGCAAAAAGCGAGACCCUACUCCCGCGACCGGCAUUCGUCGUGGAAGAAAUGGAGGACAUUUAUGGCAACAGAGCAAAGGAGCGACACACGAGAUCAUAUGUUUUAUGUUGCACGUCCUUAGGGCUUCGGCGGAUUGAAAAGGUCGAGGGGAGCACUCUUCUGGAACACGUUCUCCCACCAACCGAUCUCAGGCUGCGCCUUCAUUGACAUCUCCGCUAACCAGAAAAGCAUGGUAACAUAGUAGUUUUGCUCCCAGUACUACUAAGGCCCCUUCGGGCCGUCGUCACGGUGCUUGUUCCAUGCGCUCUACGGAGGUUGACGUUGCUUUUGACUGGUGACGAACCGCGGAUACCACUAUCGGGUGCAAUGACGACGUAGCAUACCGAAGGCAGCGCAGACCGGCGUCACCCGUCCGAGUCACAGCGUCCAAGUAUGGGGAGGGUCUAAGGAGGAGGA